UGGGCCCAAGGAGGGGGGAUAAUCAGAGGACCAUCUGCUCUGCAGACUUCUAACUGUGUUGGUGUGAGAGCCAGUGCUCCUGGCGGUGGUCCCUGAGCAAUGGAGGCACCUGUGCAGAUGGAGAUGGUGGAGCUAGUGCCCAAUGGCAAACACUCGGAGGGGCUACUCCCAGUUGCCACCCCUACAGCAGGCAACCAGAGGGUUGAGAGCCACAGACGGAGCUGUGUUGAGGGUGAGGGCUUCCUACAGAAAAGCCCCAGCAAGGAGCCACACUUCACUGACUUCGAGGGGAAGACAUCGUUCGGGAUGUCAGUGUUCAACCUCAGCAACGCCAUCAUGGGCAGUGGCAUCCUGGGGCUCGCCUAUGCCAUGGCCAAUACGGGCAUCAUCCUUUUCCUGUUCCUGUUGACAGCUGUCGCCCUGCUCUCCAGCUACUCCAUCCACCUGCUACUCAAGUCCUCAGGGAUUGUGGGCAUCCGUGCCUAUGAGCAGCUGGGCUACCGUGCCUUUGGGACCCCGGGAAAGCUGGCAGCAGCCCUGGCCAUCACACUGCAGAACAUCGGAGCCAUGUCCAGCUACCUGUACAUCAUCAAGUCAGAGCUGCCCCUCGUCAUACAGACCUUCCUGAACCUGAAGGAUCAUAUCUCGGACUGGUACCUGAAUGGGAACUACCUGGUGAUCCUGGUCUCUGUCACUGUCAUUCUACCCUUGGCACUGAUGCGGCAGCUUGGCUACCUGGGUUACUCCAGCGGCUUCUCUCUCAGCUGCAUGGUCUUCUUCCUAAUUGCAGUCAUCUACAAAAAGUUCCAUGUGCCCUGCCCGCUGCCCCCCAACAUCACCAACGCCACGGGCAACAUCAGCCUUGUUGAUGAGGCGCUGCUGCAGGUGGAGACUGAAGCUGCAGCCUUCUGCACCCCAAGCUACUUCACACUCAACACACAGACAGCAUACACUAUCCCCAUCAUGGCCUUCGCCUUCGUCUGCCACCCCGAGGUGCUGCCCAUCUAUACAGAGCUCAAGGACCCCUCCAAGAGGAAGAUGCAGCACAUCUCCAACCUGUCCAUCGCCGUCAUGUAUGUCAUGUACUUCCUGGCCGCCCUCUUCGGCUACCUCACCUUCUACGACGGGGUGGAGUCGGAGCUGCUGCACACCUACAACGAGGUGGACCCAUUUGAUGUGCUGAUCCUGUGUGUGCGCGUGGCUGUGCUGACAGCAGUCACGCUCACAGUGCCAAUUGUUCUGUUUCCGGUGCGCCGCGCCAUCCAGCAGAUACUGUUUCAGAACCAAGAGUUCAGUUGGCUCCGGCACGCGCUCAUUGCCACUGCCCUGCUCACUUGUAUCAACCUGCUGGUCAUCUUUGCCCCCAACAUCCUGGGCAUCUUUGGGGUCAUCGGUGCCACAUCUGCCCCGUGCCUCAUCUUCAUCUUCCCUGCCAUCUUCUACUUCCGCAUCAUACCCACCGAGAAGGAACCUGCAAAGUCCACCCCCAAAAUCCUGGCCCUUUGUUUCGCUGUGCUUGGCCUCUUGCUGAUGACCAUGAGCUUGAGCUUCAUCAUCAUUGAUUGGGUCUCGGGGACUGGCCAGCAUGGAGGAAGCCACUAGGACGACCCCUAUCCUGUUCUGUUUGCUCAUCCUAGUACCCCUGUCCAGACUUUUCAGCCCCUGCUCCCACCCAGUGGCCAGUCAGGGGACAGCAGGAAGACGUGGUUAAUGCUGUGACAUUUGGCCCUGCCCCACAUCCUCUCUGUGGAAAGUUUUUGUUAAAAAGCCAGGACCAAGGCCCUUGGGCCACUACCCUGCUGGGCUCCCAGGCUGUAGGGGCUUCCUUAGCUGGGGGCAGGGUAAGGCUGUACCCCUGCUUCCUUCUUGUUGCCUCAGAUCCCACCCGAGCUCCUUAUCCCUAUGCAUCCCAGAUGCAUACACUGAGGCCUAGCAGCUGCCUCUGAGGUCACACAGCCUGUCGGGGCACAUAGAGCUGGAACCCAGGCCUGCAGCCAUCCCCUGACCCUGCUGCUGGGCCACAGUUUGCACCCUGGGGCCUCAUCUCCCUCAGCCCUCUUGCUUUCCCUCCUUCUGUCCCCAAGGCCCCUUUCAGGCACUUGGGCUCAGGCCCCUUCUCCCAUCCUCUCCACCAAGAGCAGACCCCCUCCACCCUAUGUCUGGAGCCAGCAGUUUCUUUUGAGGGUGAGGCUGAUGUGGGUACCCCCAACGGACCCCUGCCCUGCCCCUUCACUGUCCCGCGGAGGCUGGGAUUCCCUUGACCUCAAGCUGGGGCCAUCGCUCAUAUUCCACUGCUGAGAGAAGAAAGAGGCUGGGGCCCAGAACGUCUCUGCCCCUGGGAGCCAAAGACCCCAGGGGCCAAUCUGGGGCAGGGGUGGAGAGGCUAGCAGCCCCCUUUUAUAAAUAUUAUAUGUA
Messenger RNA from Diceros bicornis minor, 2415 nucleotides. It is a transcript of the gene SLC38A3, whose product is annotated as solute carrier family 38 member 3. Bases 100 to 1602 code for a protein of 500 amino acids. Gene Ontology annotation, biological process: asparagine transport; amino acid transmembrane transport; L-glutamine transport. The transcript has 15 exons. The record is from RefSeq and is a predicted model, not a curated record. Gene Ontology annotation, molecular function: L-glutamine transmembrane transporter activity; L-histidine transmembrane transporter activity; L-asparagine transmembrane transporter activity. NCBI's taxonomy places the organism in Eukaryota, Metazoa, Chordata, Mammalia, Perissodactyla, Rhinocerotidae.